UCCCUUUGAAAAAAAAACACACACACCCUCCCAAAAAAUUUUUUUUAAAAUGCACACACAUUUUUCCUUGCUGAGGAACACCCAGACCAGGAGGCGGAGAGGACGGGGGUGAGCAUCACCGUUCUGCAAAAAGAUCCAAGUUGGGAAACAGAUCAAGGGGCAGGAAGCAAAAUAAACGUUGCGUCUCUAGAAUGUUAAUGGGGGAAGCCCUUCGCACCACGCAAAGCUGGAUGGCUUCCCAUAAUUCGGAAAGGAGUGUCUUGAAGUGAGUGGCGAAGCCCGGAGGGGUUUGUUUCUUCAGUCAAGAAACGGAGGACUGGGAAAUCCUUAAGUGGAUGCGGUCAUCGCCUGCAUCUCUUGGACCCGACCCGUCAAGUCUUCAACCGAUGUUGAGGACUUUCCAUCAGAGGUUAAGAUGUCCGUACCAAAAAUCCAGGUAGAAGGAAAUCUGGACCAUGGAGAUGCGGAGGUUGAGGGCAGUCCGCCUUCUGAUGACCAUCUGAGGAACCUCAAAGCGUUGACCCAGAAACUGAGAUUGGAAACAAGGAGACCAUCUUAUUUAGAAUGGAAGGCCCAACUGGAAGGGUUGACAUGGAAGAGCCACCCGCAAACUCCGGAGAGGGAAGAGGACGGCCGCCACGAGAAACCAAAGAAACAGGAAAGUCUUCCCUUGAGAGAUGCACAAGUUCAUCGUAUCAACGGAGGCUCUUCCAAACCGCAAGUGGUGCUGGCCCCGGAAAAAAUCGGUCAUUUCGGAAACAUUGAUGAAGCUUUACAUUGGCUUAGGAAUGAACUGAUGGAAAUGCGCCUCCAGGACCAGCAGCUGGCCCGGCAGCUGAUGCGCUUGCGCAGCGACAUCAACAAACUGAAGAUUGAGCAGACGUGCCACCUCCACCGGCGCAUGCUCAACGAUGCCACCUAUGAGCUGGAGGAGAGGGACGAGCUCUCUGACCUUCUCUGCGAUUUCCCCCUCACGUCCUCCUUCAGCCUGUCUGCCCCACUCAAGCUCAUUGGCGUGACGAAGAUGAACAUCAACUCCCGAAGGUUCUCGCUUUGUUAGAGGAAGUGAAGGGAAGAGGCACAGGAAGGACAAGCUUGCCGCCUUCCUCUGCCUUGUGGGACGAAACGUGCGAGAGUCAAGAACAAGGAGAGAGGAGAACAUGCCACGCAUGACUGCUCCUUCUGCAAACCUCCCAUGGCUGGGCUUUGGGGGUGAUCACUUUCCGGUGGGCUUUGGUGGAAGUUGUAGGACGAACCAAAGAGGCCACCUCAAAGUCAGAAGACCAGGCACCACCUCAUCUAAGACUUGCAGUCAGAAACACCACCUGUGGUUGGAAUAAUGAUGUGGUGAGCGAUAUGGUGUGUUGGACUAUCCUUAAUUGUGGCCAAGAAAGAUGGUGAUGCACACCGUUGGUCAUGAAGCCACUCAGCUCUUUCAGACUGGACAAUAAGAAGAAGAAAGGAAGAGCAGGCAGUGAGAAAUUUGUUGCUACUGUGAAGAGACACGACUUUCCAUCUUACGGGACAUAAGGGUUGAAAAUUUGUCAGCCAAUAUUCUCAACACACCUUUUUUAAUCAGUUGUCGUCUCAAACAUGGAGGCAACUUCUUGAUUUGCUUUGUUGCCUUAGACUUGCCUGUCACCAAGAUGGUCAACCUGUUUCUGGGCUGUAACUCAUGUAGCAGAUGUGGGGGGUGGUAACCCCGACAGGAAUAUUCACACAUGGGGGGCUGGAGUUCAUGAAGGCACCAAAUCCAUGCUAGGGUAUCUUUUGACCAUUGCAGAACAUCCUUGGGAUGCCAAACUCAAGUUAGCAAAAUAAGUUCAGUCUCAUGGACGGCACCUUUAAACUUCAGACUAAAACCCGUAGGGCCCUGUGCCCAUGGUUGCUCCCAUGAUAGGUGAAUAAACCUUUCCAAAUUACAAGGUAGCAUUUCAGGGAUACACCCCCAUGCCACCGCGCAAGCACUGGUCAAAAAUACUAUUAGGACGUUACACCGUCACAAGUGAAGUCAUGCAAGUUUCAGUUGCUCGUUGAAGCUAACAAUAAGGUGCUGCUCGCAUUCCUGAUUGGAUUGUGUGAUCGGGUACACAACCAGAAAUGUAACCAGCCUUCUGUCGUUGGUUUCGUUCAGCCACCACAAGUUGGAGAAAUUUUCUGGCCCCUGCAUCAGAUCUUUCUAGGAGUUUGUCCCAUGUGUGUGUAGUGUGAGAAAGAAAUAAAGAAGAAGUUCCGAGAGAGCUCAACCAUC
Molecule: messenger RNA, 2251 nt
Organism: Pogona vitticeps (central bearded dragon)
Lineage: Eukaryota; Metazoa; Chordata; Lepidosauria; Squamata; Agamidae
Gene: FAM167A
Product: family with sequence similarity 167 member A
Source: RefSeq, a predicted model, not a curated record